AUGACCGUUACUGGAACCUUCUCGCCACCACGUACGCAAUGUGCAGUGGUGGUGAACGACGAGGACAAAGCCAUCGUAUGGAAUGGAGCCCCCUGCCCAGCUCUCAAACCAGAGGAGUUUUACAUCCGUACAGAAGCAGUAGGUGUAAAUCCCAGUGACACCAAAAUGCGUGGCAGUUUCGUGACUCCAUUUGGCAUCCUUGGCACCGACUAUUCAGGCACCGUCGUUGCGGUGGGAGACGAUGUCAAAGAUGUUGCAGUCGGAGAUCGGAUAUGUGGCGCACAGCACGCCAUGAACGCUAACACACCCGAGCGUGGUUCUUUCCGCCAGUACAAUGUGUCGGCCGGGAAGAUUUGGUUGAAGCUGCCCCAGUCUAUCAGUACUGAGGCUGGAGCAACGUUCGGCGCAGGCAUCAGCACCGCUGGCCUGGCCCUAAAGCUACUUGGUCUUCCGUUGCCGGAUGCACCGGUGGAGAAGCCGGUUCAGGUCCUUAUUUAUGGUGGAAGUACCGCAACUGGUACCAUUGCAAUCCAGCUCCUGAAACUUGCUAAUCUAAUCCCUAUUGCGACCUGCUCGCCGAGGAAUUUCGAGCUUGUCAGAUCUUAUGGGGCUGCAGAAUGUUUCGACUAUCGUGAGAAGGAUUGCGCCCAGAAGAUUCGGGAAUUUACCAAGUCAAAUCUGCGGUACACGCUUGACUGCAUCACGACCGUUGAAUCAACAGCAUUCUGCUUUGCCGCAAUGGGGCGUGGGGGCGGAAAAUACGUAUCUCUGGAUCCUUUUGCAUCCCAUGCAGCCACAAGAAAGACGGUGAAGACCGACUGGGUGCUUGGGCCCUCUAUCUUUGGUGAUGGAUCCACUUGGCCAGCUCCUUACGGACGGCCACCAAGUGCAGAAGUGCGCGAGUUUGGCCAAAGACUCUGGGCUGUUGCUCAGCAGUUGGUGGAUGAAGGAAAGCUGAAGCAUCAUCCGUUACGUGUGCUGGAAGGCGGCCUGGAAACAGUAUUGGAUGGGAUGGAUUUGGUCAAAAGUGGUACCCUAUCUGGCGAAAAGGUGGUUGUGCGACUUAGAUAUUAG
Cucurbitaria berberidis CBS 394.84 is the source of this 1074-nucleotide messenger RNA. Its product is annotated as putative enoyl reductase. The transcript is spliced from 3 exons. The record is from RefSeq and is a predicted model, not a curated record. Lineage: Eukaryota; Fungi; Ascomycota; Dothideomycetes; Pleosporales; Cucurbitariaceae. Gene Ontology annotation, molecular function: oxidoreductase activity, acting on NAD(P)H. The coding region runs from base 1 to 1074 and encodes 357 amino acids.